Molecule: messenger RNA, 1609 nt
Organism: Venturia canescens
Lineage: Eukaryota; Metazoa; Arthropoda; Insecta; Hymenoptera; Ichneumonidae
Product: GILT-like protein 3
Exons: 4
Coding region: 615-1325 (236 amino acids)
Molecular function (GO): oxidoreductase activity, acting on a sulfur group of donors, disulfide as acceptor
Source: RefSeq, a predicted model, not a curated record
AAAUUAUGACUUUUAUUAUCUUGAAAAAUUCGCAUUUGUUCCCAGCCGUAUACCUUUUUCUGUUGUAUGCACACGCGUGUUCGCGUUAAUUAUUCGCGUUAAUUAAUCGCUCUUAUAUUAUAUAUACGUAUAUAUUCUCCGAGAUUUACUCAAUCAACGCCCUCACCGCCGUAAAAACACUUUUAUAUAGAACAUAUCUGCUGCGCGGCGGCGAGUAAGCAUGUGAAUAUAUGUAUAUUGGCUGGCCACUUAAUUGGGUUUUGCUGGACUGAAGUGGAGGAGACUCGCGGGGGUGUCGUGAUACGUGAUAGCGUGAUAGAUAGUAGUAGACGGUGAACGUCGUAUGAUCGUAGUUUUGUGCGUUGGUCCGUUUGGUGGUGUGAACGGUGUGUGAUGUGAAUACGAAAGGUCGCGGCUCGCUUAUAUCCACGAAAACUAACCCAUUGUAAAUAUAAUGAUAAGAUACUGACGAAUCGAUCAUAGAGAAUAGAACUUUAGCGAGGCACAUAUUAUUCAAGUCUUCCGCACGCACGAAUCACGCACAACAAACACGACAAUUAGAGGUUAAAACGCUUAGACCGUUCGUAUUUAUUUUUCUCGUGUGGUGAGGUGCAAUGGGGCUGGGAAAUUUUAAAGUUAGAUUAUUUAUCGCUAUUACGAUAGUGCUUGUUGUUUGGCAAUCUGCACUAAAGUUCUGGUCUCUUCCAAACAACGAUUCUGAACUUUCCAAAGAAGUGAACGAAGCUGCUAAGAAUGGAGCGAUUGAACCAGAAAUUCAGAAGGUACUUGUAACUGUCUAUUACGAAGCCCUCUGUCCCGACUCUCGGAGUUUCCUCAUCAAACAGCUGGAACCAACCUAUCAAAGUCUCAAUGAACAUAUCACCGUAGAAAUGGUUCCCUAUGGCAAAGCAAUUACAACGAAAAAGGACGACAGCUAUGAAUUCUCAUGUCAGCAUGGGCCAGCAGAAUGCGAAGCAAACAUGAUCCAUGCGUGUGCAAUCGAUAUAAUCAAAAAUCCAUCCGUCCGCCUAGAAUUUUUGGUCUGCAUGAUUAAGGACAAUUUAAAUCCUAUUGACAUAACGAAAUCUUGUGGAGAGAAGAUGAAUUUGGAUGUUGCAUCGAUAUUGGAUUGUAAAGAGAACCUCAAGGGUAAAGAGUUGUUGGCAAUGUAUGGAAAACAGACGGAUGAUCUACGCCCCAAAAUCAGUUUUAUACCUACUAUUACGCUGGACAAAAACUCGGAUAACCAGCGAGAAAUCUUGAAGAAUCUGUUAAAAGAAGUUUGUCGAUUGUACAAAGUUCCACCGAAGGGUUGUGAAUUAUAAUAUCGAAAAGAUCCGAAGUGACUUUCAAUUGACGAAUGUAAUUAAACCCGGUCAUAUUACUUUAUAUUGGACACGAAGCGCGCACGUUUUUCGUAUAAAAUAGCUAAUGCCAAAAAAUUGUUGGUCUCCCAAUCGUAUUGAGAAUGCAUGAAGCCCGUUGGAAAAGUGUGUUUCCAAAGGGAAAAAUGCAUACAAAGAACAAAUAAUUAUGAACAUGCGUGUUAUUUCACUUAUGUGUGUAUGUACGUUCGAACAAAUUAUAUUUAUACAUUGUUGAGCUAUAA